GCGGCUGUGAGUGAUGCAGCGGCGGCGGGCAGGGUUUGAUCGCUAGUGUGGUACGGUGACACCUCUUGUCCUUCAGGCGAGGGAUGAGUGUCUGGGUUAGCUGGUGACAAAUUCCAGGGGCAUGGCGGCUAAUGGAAAGCAAAAGAAUGGCCACGUUGGGGCAGUAAGCAGGAGCGCCCCCUAUAUCAAGGAUAGGACAAAGGAGCAGCAACAGAUGAACGCGCCUAAGAACAAAAAAUCACCCAGUCAUUUAGAUCUAAAUGAAUCAUUUGAGGAGGAGGUGAAAGCAUUUCUUAUUGAUGAAAAACAGCUUCACUUGUAUGACGACCUAACCAAAGUAAACCCAGUGACCACUAGAACAGUGCUUAAAUGUCUGCAAGCGAGAUAUGCUGCAAACAUAUUUUAUACAAAUGCUGGCUGCACCGUGGUGGCUCUUAACCCGUUCCAACCUGUUUUAAAAUUGUACAGCCCAGAUGUCAUGAAACAAUACCACACUGCUCCCCACCCUCAGGAGUAUAAGCCUCAUAUUUUCACUGUGGCUGAACAAGCUUACAGGAAUGUUCAGAGCCAGAUAGAGCCUGUCAACCAGUCUAUUAUUGUCAGUGGAGAGAGUGGUGCUGGGAAGACAUGGACUUCUCGGUGCCUCAUGAGGUAUUAUGCUACUAUUGCUGCUGCGGCCUCCUCACAUUUGACCAAUGAAACAGUAGAGCAAAUAGAGAGCAGAGUUCUUGACUCUAAUCCAGUUAUGGAAGCUUUUGGUAAUGCCUGUACCCUAAGGAACUCCAACAGUAGCCGUUUUGGGAAAUAUAUCCAGCUCCAAUUAAGCAGAACACAGCAGAUUACUGGUGCUUCCAUCCAGACGUAUCUCUUGGAGAAGACACGAGUCGCUCAUCAGUCCCCAUCAGAAAGGAACUUCCAUAUAUUCUAUCAGAUUUCAAAAGGAGCAAACCAGCAGGAGAGAGAGGAAUGGAAUCUUCCAGAAGGGUCAAAGUUCACAUGGCUUCCAAAUCCUGAAAAGGAUCUUGAGGAGGAUUGCUUUAACAUUACCAAAGAUGCAAUGUUACACCUCGGUAUUGAUCAGUCAACACAGAACAAUAUAUUUAGGAUUUUAUCAGGUCUUUUACAUCUGGGAAACAUUCAUUUCAGUGACUCCACGGACGAGAGUCAACCUUGUGAGCCUCUGACUGAAGCCAAAGAUUUUGUUUUAAGCACUGCAAAUUUGCUGAGGAUUCCUGAUGACCACCUAUUGGAUAGACUGCGUAUCAGAACAAUAACAGCGGGAAAACAGCAAGUAUUCAAAAAACCGUGUAAGAAAGCCGAGUGCGACACAAGGAGAGACUGUUUGGCCAAAACUAUUUAUGCCAAAUUGUUUGACUGGCUGGUGACAGUAAUAAAUGAAAGCAUUUGCACCAAAGCUUUCAGAUGGAGCAAUUUUAUAGGGUUACUAGAUGUGUAUGGAUUUGAAUCAUUUCCUGAGAACAACUUGGAACAGUUGUGUAUUAACUAUGCCAAUGAGAAACUUCAGCAGCAUUUUGUGACUUACUACCUUAAAGCUCAACAGGAGGAAUAUGCAGCAGAAGGUCUUGAAUGGUCAUUCAUCAGCUACCAAGACAACCAAAGCUGUGUGGAUCUGAUAGAGGGAAGUCCUGUUAGUAUCUUCUCCUUGUUGAAUGAGGAGUGUCGUCUGAACAGAUCGUCAGAUUCCAAUCAGCUCCAGUCGCGGUUAGAGAAAGCUCUUUCUCAUAACAAAUGCAUCGCGAGGGACAAAUUCAGCGAGAAACCUAAUUUUAUUGUAUCUCACUAUGCUGGCAAAGUGAGAUACCAGAUUGAAGAAAUGGCAGAAAAAAACAAGGACCCGGUUCCUCCUGAACUACUCCAGCUUCUGCAAGAGUCUCAGGAUUGCUUGCUACAAAAGCUUUUUCCAGCAGAAAACGGUAAACAGGUCUCAGUGAGUCCACAAAACAGAGCAGCAGUUGUGACUGUUGUUUCCAAGUUCAAGGGUUCCCUGGAAAGUCUCAUGCAAAUCUUGCAUAGCACAACUCCACACUACAUUCGAUGUAUUAAGCCAAAUAUGGAAUGCCGUGCCAUGGUUUUUAAACAGGAAGAGGUUCUCAUCCAGCUGGAAGCGUGUGGUAUUGUAGAAACCAUAAAUAUCAGUGCAGCUGGUUUCCCUAUCAGGAUUCAGUUUCAGAGCUUUGUUGAACGUUAUGAGAUUAUUGUGCCAACACGAUCAAGGUUGGGGAUACAGAAUCAUGUAAACGGCUGCUCUCCUGCUAAAAAGAGACGAGAUUCUGUGGAGAAUGAAGAUCACUUACGAUUCCUUGCACAGAAUAUUCUUGAUAUUGUGUUAUCCAAACUACAGACAGAAUCCUCAGCGAGUAAUAUACCUGUGCACUGUGGCACUACCAAAAUAUUUAUGACUCAUUCAAUGAUAGAGCUACUUGAAGAGAGAAGGGCAAAGGCACUUUCAAGCAAAGCGUUUUGUAUUCAGUGUUGCUGGAGACAGUACAGACUAAGGAAGCUGGCUAAACAGAGGUGGGCAGCCAUAACCAUCCAGUCAGCUGUGAGAUGUUGGUUAACACGAAAGCACCUUGAAAGAAUGCAUAAAGCUGCAACACUUAUCAAAAGAAUCUGGAAGAAAUGGAAAGAAAAGAUGGAGACUUUAGCUGCCAUGGAAUUGGAUGAUUCAGAAAACCUGGAAAACUUGAAUACAUCUUUGUUAGGAUCUUCGGGUAAAGGUACAGAUACAUCCAAAAUGAAACAAGAAGUUCUGGAACAGCCAUGGACUCGCAGUGCAAUAUUCCACUCUUGGAUCUUUGGACUUGUCCUAUCAAGAGCACCUACCAUUAGAACGGCCAUCUUAGCUGAAAGCUUUAAAAGAGACCUUUAUGUCCUGACUUGCUUGAAUGUUUUGAACAGAAAUAAUGGUUACAAGAUAGAAGCUAACCGGGCAGAACACGGCAUCACAUCAAUCAGAGCACUACCACAGGGAUCCAUCAAGUUUCAUUAUAAAAAGUCUCCUCUUCAAUUUGCAAACAUAUGUCCAGAAGUCUUGACCAAUGGGAUGAAUGGAUUCAACGAAAUUUUGCUAGAAAAGGCAAACUAAAUUGGCUUUUUUAAUAAACAAUAUAUUUUUUCUUUAUAAAAAUGAUAAUGCACUUUUCUUCUCUCUUUGGGAGAUAUCUGAACUGCCUUGUAUUGUAAGCCAAACUCUACAGUAUUCUUUCUUUAUGGGACAAAUUAUAAAAGAGUAUCGAAAUGAGAUCACAGUUAAAACUGAUUAUUCUCUACCUCUGAACUAUAUUGUUGUCUCUUCUUAUAUGUUAUGUAUUCUGUUGGUUAAAAUAGGGACACUAUCAUGCCCAGUAGAUUUUUGCCAGUGAGUAUUCAUUUUUUAAAAGGGACAUGCAACUCAAUUUUUUCUUUCAUGAUUCAGUCAGAUCUAACUGUUUAAAAAAAAAAUUCAGGUUACUACUAUUAUCUAAUUUGUUUUGUACUCUCUGUAUCCUUUGUUGAAAAGCGUAACUAGGUAGGCUCAGGAGCUGUUGCUUGAUGGCUGCACAUAUAUGCCUCUUCUCAUUGGCUUACCCAAUGGGUUCAGCUACCUGCCAUUAUGCAUUGCUGCUCAUUCAACAAAGGAUACCAAGAGAAUGUAGCAAAUUUAAAUAAUAGAAGUAAAUUGGAAAGUUGUUUAAAAUUGUAUGUUCUAAAUCAUGAAAGAAAAAAAAAAUUGGUUUAAUGUUCCUUUAAGGAAUAGACUGCUUCAUUAUAAUUACACACAAUGAGAAAAUAUUGCACUAAGGAAAAACAUAUGUAUAAUGCAGUCAGUCAUUUUAGUGGCACUGAAAACAUACAUAUUUUUUUCAUAAAGAGAAAUGUGAUUGUUUUUUCCCCUUAUUUUUAUAUUCAAUCACUAAUUAUAAAUUACAUUUAAUAUUAUUACCUGUUAUAAAUAUAGUGGUCUAUAUAAUAUCAAUGUUAUUAAUCCAUAUUUUAAAAAUAUAACUUUGUGAUAGCAAUUUGUGAUAUUUAUGAAUAAAAAAAAGAGUUUUCUGA
This is a messenger RNA of Bombina bombina (fire-bellied toad), 4056 nucleotides long. RefSeq names its product myosin XIX (gene MYO19). The record is from RefSeq and is a predicted model, not a curated record. Gene Ontology annotation, biological process: actin filament organization; vesicle transport along actin filament. Gene Ontology annotation, molecular function: actin filament binding; microfilament motor activity; ATP binding. Gene Ontology annotation, cellular component: vesicle; myosin complex; cytoplasm. Bases 122 to 3106 code for a protein of 994 amino acids. Lineage: Eukaryota; Metazoa; Chordata; Amphibia; Anura; Bombinatoridae. The transcript is spliced from 24 exons.